Molecule: messenger RNA, 2119 nt
Organism: Polypterus senegalus (gray bichir)
Lineage: Eukaryota; Metazoa; Chordata; Cladistia; Polypteriformes; Polypteridae
Gene: cog6
Product: component of oligomeric golgi complex 6
Exons: 19
Coding region: 31-1992 (653 amino acids)
Biological process (GO): intra-Golgi vesicle-mediated transport
Cellular component (GO): COG complex
Source: RefSeq, a predicted model, not a curated record
CCAAAGGGCGUCCUGUUUGAGUUGUCAGUCAUGGCUGACACCAAAGUUGAUGUUACUGUAGAGGCUUCGAAUGGAAAUAAAAAUGCUGGCAACAGUGGCGCCAGUCAGCAGCAGAAUCCGCUUUCAAGGAAACUGAAUAAAAUACUUGAAACGCGUCUCGACAAUGACAAGGAAAUGCUGGAAGCUCUCAAAGCUCUGUCUGCAUUCUUUGUUGAAAACAGCUUGCGAACGAGAAGGAAUUUACGGGGAGACAUAGAGAAACGCAGUUUAUCCAUCAAUGAAGAAUUUGUUCGAAUUUUCAAAGAUGUGAAAGAGGAGUUGGAAGGUGUUCAUGAAGAUGUUCAAGCGAUGAGUAGAUGCUGUGAGGAUAUGACGAACCGUUUGAAGGCUACUAAAGAACAAACACAAGAUCUUAUUGUGAAAACAACCAAACUCCAGGCAGAAAACCACCAACUUGAAGUAAGAGCCCAAGUGGCUAAUGCUUUUCUAGCUAAAUUUCAGUUGACAUCUGAAGAAAUGAGUGCACUGCAUGCAGCUAGAGAUGGACCAAUUACUGAAGAUUUCUUCAAAGCUCUUGGAAGAGUAAAGCAUAUUCACAAUGAUGUCAAAAUUCUCCUGAGGACCAACCAACAAACAGCAGGUCUUGAGAUCAUGGAACAGAUGGCUCUUCUUCAAGAAACAUCAUAUGAACAGCUUUAUAGAUGGGCACAAAAUGAAUGCCGAGCCCUGACCCAAGAAUCAUGUGAUAUUUCUCCAGUACUAACCCAAGCCAUGGAAUCUCUUCAAGACAGGCCAGUCUUAUACAAGUACACUUUGGAUGAGUUUGGUACUGCAAGGAGAUGUGCUGUAGUCAGAGGAUUUAUAGAUGCCCUUACCAGAGGAGGACCCGGAGGCACCCCGCGCCCAAUUGAAAUACACUCUCAUGACCCAAUGAGAUAUGUUGGGGAUAUGUUGGCCUGGUUACAUCAAGCAACAGCAUCAGAAAAGGAGCACCUUGAGGCACUUCUAAAACAAGUUUCUAUGCAGGGAGUAGAAGAAAAUAUCCAGGAAGUUGUUGGACACAUAACUGAAGGAGUGUGCAGACCACUUAAGGUCCGCAUUGAGCAAGUCAUUGUAGCUGAACCAGGAGCAGUAUUGUUAUAUAAACUGUCAAACUUGUUGAAAUUUUAUCAUCAUACUAUCAGUGGAAUUGUUGGAACUAUCUCAGCAGCUUUGCUAACAACAAUCGAAGAAAUGCACCUUUUGAGUAAGAAGAUGUUCUUCAAUAGUUUGAGCCUUCAUGCCAGUAAACUAAUGGAUAAGAUUGAGCUCCCUCCUCCUGACCUAGGACCAACUUGUUCCUUAAACCAGACACUUUCUUUAUUACGUGAAGUUCUUGCAUCACAUGACUCAUCAGUUGUGCCACUGGACGCAAGGCAGGCAGAUUUUGCACAGGUACUGUCUUGUAUACUAGACCCUCUUUUACAGCUUUGUACUGUCUCUGCCAGUAACCUGGGAAUAGCUGAUAUGGCCACUUACAUGGUAAACUCUUUGUACAUGAUGAAGACUACGCUUGCUCUCUUUGAGUUUACUGAUAAACGGCUAGAAAUGCUAGAGUUUCAGAUUGAAGCACACUUGGACACUUUAAUAAAUGAUCAAGCUUCCUAUGUAUUAACAAGAGCUGGUUUGAGUUACAUUUACAACUGUGUGCAACAGCACAAACCAGAGCAGAACCCACUUGCAAAUGUUCCCAGUAUGGACAGUGCUUCAUUGAAGGCAGCGAUGGUUCAGUUUGACCGUUACCUGUCUGUUCCAGAUUCCUUAAUGAUGCCACAGCUGAAUUUUCUUUUAAGUGCAACACUCAAAGAGCAGAUUAUUAAACAGUCCACCGAACUGGUGUGUAGAGCCUAUGAAGAACUCUAUGCCGCUGUGAUGAAUCCCUCCAAUCAGUACAAAGAGCCUGAGGCUAUUCUCCAACGAUCUCCUCAACAAGUGCGAACAUUGCUUUCAUAAACUUUUACAUGUAGUAUUUAUAAUUAAGGAGAAAUGUAAUAAGGUAAAAAGAAAUAUAAGCAACUAUCCAUCCAUCUCAUGAUUUUCUUUUUUAAUAUGAAUAAAUUCUUUUAUAUGUUUUGUUUGA